UCACUGUUCUAACUGCCCAUCAGGCGGCGCCACUGUGCUCUGUAUUACUGCAUUAUUGUUUUUUUUUUAUCAAGUCGCAAGAAAUUACGCUAUCCCCCAAUAACCGCGUAUUCCGAGUGUUUAUGUUUCGUCCCCAAGUGCAUAUCGUAGUUGUAUAGUCUAAGUCGCUCCCGCACCCACGUCCUCCGACUGCCGAACACGCGUUUUCCGCCGCCCCCGCACUCUGUUCCCGUUUAUUUGUUUUCGACCCCUGGCCGCGUCUUCUUGGAUUUCCCCCAAAAAAGGUGCAGCCCCGAGACAGCAAGAGAAAAGUGAAACGCCAUCGGCGCAAUUAUCGAUUUGAACCCGUGCGGCCAUAGUCCUGCCUCCGGCUGCAAACUGAGGCCCCCGGGAUAAUGGAAGUCUCCUCCGAUCCGUACGAGCAGAAGCUGUACCAGAUGUUCCGCAGCUGCGAAUCGCAGUGCGGCCUGCUCGACGAGACCUCCCUCCUGAAGCUCUGCUCGCUGCUGGAGCUCCGGGAUCAGGGGGCCGCUCUCAUCGCCAGUCUGGGCAGCAGCCACCAGCUGGGCGUGUCCUUUGCCCAGUUCAAGGAGGCGCUGCUGAACUUUCUCGGCUCGGAGUUUGAUGGUGGUGCGACCCCCUCGGGGUUCAAGGGUAAGGAUUGCCAAUUGGAGCGUUCGCUGGUGAUCACGGAUGAGCCACUGACCACCACCUACAUCGAAAGUCCGCCCGAAUCGUCCGACCGUGAAGUGUCCCCCAAGCUGAUUGUGGGCACCAAGAAGUACGGACGCCGCUCCAGGCCGCAUCAGGGUGUCUAUGAGCUGUCCGUCACGGAUUCGGAUAACACGGAUGAGGACCAGCACCAGAAGCAGCGGAGUCUCAAUGGCAGUGAUGAGGUGGGAACACAGGUGCAACGCUCUUCCUCGCAGACCGAUCUUCCUGGCAGCCGGCGGCUUCGGACACUGCACACAAGUGGCAGCAAGCUGAAGCGCUGCGCCUCCCUGCCGGCACGGCGGAACCUUCAGUCCAAGAUGCACCACACGGCUACGGGAGCGGCGCCAUCGCCGACGGCCACCGCCAAGCUGAAACAGUUGUCGAUCCAGAGCCAGAACCAGCACAGCAGCAGCGUGGAGUCGCUGGACACCGUGACGCCGCAGCAGCUGGAGAUGGUCAGUGUGCACAGCAUCACCGAGGCCUGGGAGCUGGCCAGCAUCGUGAAUGGCCGCAACCUGCUCCAUGUCCUCGGCUUUGACGAGGAGGAGGAGGUCAACCUGCAGCUCCUGUCCAAGGCGCUGGAGGAGGAAAUAAGGGGGGUCGACCACGACCAGGAGCAGGCGAACUUGCUGCGAGCCUUGGCCGCCCUCCAGGCCACCGAGCUGGGCAACUACCGACUGGCCUAUCGCCAGCAGCACGAGGAGAACCUGAAGCUGAGGGCCGACAACAAGGCGGCGAACCAGCGGGUGGCUCUCCUGGCCGUGGAAGUGGACGAGCGACACGCCUCCUUGGAGGAGGGCUCCAAGCAGCAGAUCCAGCAGCUGGAACAGCGCCACGCCAGCAUGGUGAGGGAACUGACGCUGCGCAUGAGCAACGACCGAGACCAUUGGACCAGCAUGACGGCAAAGCUGGAGGCGCAGCUCAAGUCCCUCGAGCAGGAGGAGAUCCGCCUGAAGACGGAACUCGAACUGGUGCGCAAUGAGAACUCGGAGCUGGAAACGGAGCAGCAGAAGGCUCACGUCCAGCUCACCGAACUGCUCGAGCAGAAUAUUAAGCUCAACCAGGAACUGGCCAACCGUCCCAGCAGUGGCAGCCUCAGCCACGGCUCACUGAGUCCUCGGAAGCAGAGCAGCAACGAGGACAGGGAGGAGGAGAUGCUGCAGAUGAUGGAGAAGUUGGCCGCGCUCCAAAUGGAGAACGCCCAGCUGCGCGACAAGACUGACGAACUGACCAUCGAAAUAGAGAGCCUGAAUGUGGAGCUGACCCGCUCGAAGGGCAAGGGUAAGAAGCAGGAUAAGCCAGAGAAGCUGGAGGACCAAGAGGCGGCUGCCACGGCCACCAAAAGGCGCGGCGAUUCGCCGAGCAAGACCCAUCUCACGGAGGAGAGUCCGCGGAUGGGCAAGCAGCGCAAGUGCACCGAAGGCGAGCAGAGCGAUGCGAGCAACAGCGGCGAUUGGUUGGCUCUGAACUCCGAGCUGAAGCGAAGCCAGAGCCAGGACGAGGAGCUGACCAGCCUAAGGCAACGGGUGGCUGAUUUGGAAAAAGAACUGAAGGAAGCCAAGGAGGGAAGGUCCCUCAGUCCCGAGAGCCGGUCGAAAGACCUGGAAGCCAGCUUGGAGCAGAUGCAGCGAGCCUACGAGGACUGCGAGGACUACUGGCAGUCGAAGCUCAGCGACGAGCGCCAGAUGUUCGAGAAGGAGCGCCAGAUCUACGAGGACGAGCAGCAGGAGAGCGACAAGAAGUUCACCGAGCUGAUGGAGAAGGUGCGCGAGUACGAGGAGCAGUUCAGCAAGGAUGGCCGGCUCUCGCCCAUCGACGAGCGCGAUAUGCUGGAGCAGCAGUACGUGGAGCUGGAGGCUGAAGCCGCCCAGCUGCGCUCCAACUCCAUGCGAAUGCUCGAGGAGAAGGCGCAGGAGAUCGGCUCACUGCAAUCGGAAAUCGAGGAUCUGCGGCAGCGGUUGGGCGAGAGUGUGGAGAUUCUCACGGGCGCCUGUGAACUCACGCCAGAAGCCGUGGCUCAGAUGAGCGCCGAGGCGGGAAAAAGUCCGGCCAGCUCGCCCAUCAGCUACCUCUGGCUGCAGAGCACCAUCCAGGAGCCUGUGAAGUCCUUUGUGGCAGGCAGCGGCGAUGACCCGGAUGGCGCGGCCAGUGCCAUCAAUCUCCUGGGCGGCUCUCCAUCGCACAAGGCAACCAGCCGAAACAACCUCACCACCUCGGAGACCUCCAUCUUUAGCACCACCCCCUUCGACAGCUCACCCUCUGGCCCAUCUCCUACCAACAGUGGCACCACCAACGUCUCCUCUUCCGCUAAUCCUGGAUCAUCCGGUCCGGCUCCCAUCAGCAAACCCAAAAGGGCCCAGAGUCCACAGCAGGUGCAAUCGGAGGGCGAGAUCGCAGACUGCGAGACCUCGUCAACGGCCUCCAACAAGAGCUUCGACACCCACAGCGUGGUGUCCACCAGUAAAACUUCUUGCCUUAGCCACGAAAAGUGCAGCAGUCCCUCUGUCCUCAAGGAAGAGCUCAAGCGGCUCAAGUUCUUCGAGCUGUCCCUCAAGGAGCAGAUCAAGGACCUGAGCCUGCAACGCGACGGUUUGGUCAUGGAACUGCAGCAGUUGCAGGAGGCACGACCUGUCUUAGAGAAGGCCUAUGCGCGAACCACGCAUCCAACGCUUCAGCAGCGACUGAACCAACUGGAGCUGCGAAAUCGCCAUCUGCAGAAUGUCAUCAAGCAGCAGCAGCAGUACACCGAGUCCCUGAUGCAGCAAUCCUGGCGGCAGCAUCAAGUGGAUCUCAAUGAACUACACGGCCGAAUCGAAGCCCAGAGUGUUAUGCUGGCGGAGCAGACACAGCGCCUGCAGAGCGCCGAUAUCCUGGUGAAGGACCUGUACGUGGAGAACUCGCAUCUGACGGCCACGGUGCAGCGACUGGAACAGCAGCGGGCGAGGGUGAACCUGAUCCACCAGCAGCAGCAGGUGCAGCAGGUUCAACAGCAGCAACAACGCCUGGGCCUACCAGGCAUGCCUUAAUACAAAACUAACCAUAGAAACUAAAUGAUAACCUGAGGAGGGGUGCUCAGCAUCGUCAGACAUCGAAAAUCAACACACGCAACCGAUAUCGUUAUGAAUGUUAGACAUAUUUACAAAACACACACUCGGUAGUCUAAGCUUGUCUUCGUGAAUGAAUGUGAAUCAAUGUUGUUUGGCACGAGAGCACCACAUCGCAUCGCAUAACUAAAGUGACUUUGAAACUUAACUUUAACUUAAACCUUAACUCACCCACGCGCAAAGAUGAACAAUCCACACUAGUGUACCAAUUUGAAAGACACUGACUAGUAAUCGAUUAGCUGAUUCGAGCGAUGAAACUACUAUAUAUUUACACUAUCUAUCGUUCGUGCAUACUCGUUUGAACAUAUAUACGUAUGAGAAAGAGUCCCAAUAGGUGUAUCGUAUAUAUGUCGCAAUGCAAUGUUGACCUUACUACAAUAAUUCACCACUGAAAUAGUUAACGUAUAUUAAUUAUAUUAGAUCAAGACAGUAUUUUAAAUUUGUUAUGCGUCUGAGUAGGCGAGCACGUUUAUCAAUGUUUACCCACGUGCCCGGAAAUCAAAUGCAUCGGAAUUGUUGUUAAUUUUAUUGGUAGAAACAAAAAAAAAAUUAAGGAAAAAUUUGAAAAAAAAAAAAAACAAUUGAAACGAUCUAUGAUAUUGACAUAUAUUAUGUAACGACAAAAGACCUGUAAAGCUGUAAUCAUACACUCGUAUCUAUGUAUUUAUACUGCGAUUUAAGUUAGCCAAUACUCCUCAAUUGCUUUUGCAAACUCUACCUUUUUGUUAAACCUUUUUCCCGCCCGACUAACUUGCUCCCAAUUUAUACAAUUUAAUGAACAAAUCUAUUAGUUAUUUAACACUCGGUUCGCA
Molecule: messenger RNA, 4630 nt
Organism: Drosophila bipectinata
Lineage: Eukaryota; Metazoa; Arthropoda; Insecta; Diptera; Drosophilidae
Gene: Nin
Product: blastoderm-specific gene 25D
Biological process (GO): microtubule anchoring at centrosome
Cellular component (GO): centrosome
Source: RefSeq, a predicted model, not a curated record